AAACAAGAGGAUUGAGUGAUGCUGCCAACUGAUUGGUGCACAAUAGCCAUACCAAGAUAACAUCCACUGCAUAUUCAUUCAUCAACCUCAUCCGGUGCAGGAUAACAUCCCCUGCUAGCCACCAUUCUCCCCUCCCCUGCUAACAACAAUGGAGUCCCGAGUUCUCUCCUCCGGCGCCACCACCAUCUCCGGCCUCCCUCGCCUCACCAGACCGGCGGCCAGGCUCAACACCGUCGCUGUCGCAUCUCCGGCGAGCCUCAACACCACCGGUGGCAAUCUGGUUUGGGGAAGACAGCUCCGCCCUAGCUUACUGAACCUCGAUUACUCGGUUCAGUCAGUUUCGAAGACGGUUAAACGUGAGGUUUUGAAACCGUGUGCUGCUACUGCUAGCGAAGGGGAUGCUGCUGCUGCACCGGUUGGCUUUUUGGCCAAGAAUCCGUGGUUGACUACCGGAUUCUUCUUUUUCAUGUGGUACUUUUUGAAUGUCAUCUUCAACAUACUCAACAAGAAGAUCUACAAUUACUUCCCAUAUCCCUAUUUCGUAUCAGUCAUUCAUUUGGCUGUCGGAGUGGUUUAUUGUCUUGGUAGCUGGACUGUUGGUCUACCCAAACGCGCUCCCAUUGACUCGAACCUUCUGAAGCUUCUUAUUCCUGUGGCCUUUUGUCAUGCUCUAGGCCAUGUCACCAGUAACAUAUCAUUUGCAGCUGUUGCAGUCUCAUUCACCCACACAAUCAAAGCCCUUGAGCCGUUCUUCAAUGCUGCUGCUUCUCAAUUUAUUCUCGGACAGUCGAUUCCCAUAACUCUAUGGCUUUCUUUGGCUCCUGUUGUUCUUGGUGUGUCAAUGGCCUCUUUGACUGAGCUGUCAUUCAACUGGCUAGGCUUUAUCAGUGCCAUGAUUUCCAAUAUCUCCUUCACUUACAGGAGUAUUUACUCUAAGAAAGCAAUGACUGAUAUGGAUAGUACUAACUUGUAUGCCUACAUUUCCAUCAUUGCUCUCUUCUUCUGCCUCCCACCUGCCAUAAUCCUGGAGGGUCCUCAACUUCUAAAGUUUGGAUUCAAUGAUGCAAUUGCUAAAGUCGGUCUGACUAAGUUCCUAUCUGAUCUGUUUUGGGUCGGAAUGUUCUAUCACCUCUACAAUCAGCUUGCAACCAACACACUUGAAAGGGUGGCACCUCUUACGCACGCAGUUGGCAACGUGUUAAAACGAGUGUUUGUGAUUGGUUUCUCAAUCGUCGUGUUUGGUAACAAGAUCUCAACGCAAACGGCCAUUGGUACAUCUAUCGCGAUUGCUGGAGUUGCAAUCUACUCACUCAUCAAGGCCAAGAUAGAAGAAGAGAAACGGGGUCUGAAAAAGGCAUGAAGACUUGCAGAAGGGAUGAAAUGAAUUUAUAUUACUCAGUACUAUUGUUUCAACACGUAGCGGAUUCGCUACAAUUGUGAAGAUGUUCUUAUUUGUUUUUUUUUUCCGUCUAUGAGAGUAAACAUAUCCGAUUCUCGUUUAGACUUUAAUAAUGUAUCAUUCUAUCUCUUUACUAUCAAUAUAUCAUUUCUCACUCGUGUUGAGUUGAAGUU
Molecule: messenger RNA, 1572 nt
Organism: Helianthus annuus (common sunflower)
Lineage: Eukaryota; Viridiplantae; Streptophyta; Magnoliopsida; Asterales; Asteraceae
Product: triose phosphate/phosphate translocator, chloroplastic
Exons: 12
Coding region: 149-1360 (403 amino acids)
Biological process (GO): transmembrane transport
Cellular component (GO): Golgi apparatus; membrane
Molecular function (GO): antiporter activity
Source: RefSeq, a predicted model, not a curated record